Molecule: messenger RNA, 3999 nt
Organism: Schistosoma margrebowiei
Lineage: Eukaryota; Metazoa; Platyhelminthes; Trematoda; Strigeidida; Schistosomatidae
Source: the annotation of a GenBank genome assembly
AUGGUUGAUAGAGUAUUAGACCAGUGGAAUUAUGGUCACCGUUACUUAGUAAUGUUAAGUUUAGAAGUAUCAUUUUAUACUACUACUACUACUACUACUACUACUACUACUACUACUACUACUACUACUACUACUACUACUACUACUACUACUACUACUACUACUACUACUACUACUACUACUACUACUACUACUACUACUACUACUACUACUACUACUACUACUACUACUACUACUACUACUACUACUACUACUACUACUACUACUACUACUACUACUACUACUACUACUACUACUACUACUACUACUACUACUACUACUACUACUACUACUACUACUACUACUACUACUACUACUACUACUACUACUACUACUACUACUACUACUACUACUACUACUACUACUACUACUACUACUACUACUACUACUACUACUACUACUACUACUACUACUACUACUACUACUACUACUACUACUACUACUACUACUACUACUACUACUACUACUACUACUACUACUACUACUACUACUACUACUACUACUACUACUACUACUACUACUACUACUACUACUACUACUACUACUACUACUACUACUACUACUACUACUACUACUACUACUACUACUACUACUACUACUACUACUACUACUACUACUACUACUACUACUACUACUACUACUACUACUACUACUACUACUACUACUACUACUACUACUACUACUACUACUACUACUACUACUACUACUACUACUACUACUACUACUACUACUACUACUACUACUACUACUACUACUACUACUACUACUACUACUACUACUACUACUACUACUACUACUACUACUACUACUACUACUACUACUACUACUACUACUACUACUACUACUACUACUACUACUACUACUACUACUACUACUACUACUACUACUACUACUACUACUACUACUACUACUACUACUACUACUACUACUACUACUACUACUACUACUACUACUACUACUACUACUACUACUACUACUACUACUACUACUACUACUACUACUACUACUACUACUACUACUACUACUACUACUACUACUACUACUACUACUACUACUACUACUACUACUACUACUACUACUACUACUACUACUACUACUACUACUACUACUACUACUACUACUACUACUACUACUACUACUACUACUACUACUACUACUACUACUACUACUACUACUACUACUACUACUACUACUACUACUACUACUACUACUACUACUACUACUACUACUACUACUACUACUACUACUACUACUACUACUACUACUACUACUACUACUACUACUACUACUACUACUACUACUACUACUACUACUACUACUACUACUACUACUACUACUACUACUACUACUACUACUACUACUACUACUACUACUACUACUACUACUACUACUACUACUACUACUACUACUACUACUACUACUACUACUACUACUACUACUACUACUACUACUACUACUACUACUACUACUACUACUACUACUACUACUACUACUACUACUACUACUACUACUACUACUACUACUACUACUACUACUACUACUACUACUACUACUACUACUACUACUACUACUACUACUACUACUACUACUACUACUACUACUACUACUACUACUACUACUACUACUACUACUACUACUACUACUACUACUACUACUACUACUACUACUACUACUACUACUACUACUACUACUACUACUACUACUACUACUACUACUACUACUACUACUACUACUACUACUACUACUACUACUACUACUACUACUACUACUACUACUACUACUACUACUACUACUACUACUACUACUACUACUACUACUACUACUACUACUACUACUACUACUACUACUACUACUACUACUACUACUACUACUACUACUACUACUACUACUACUACUACUACUACUACUACUACUACUACUACUACUACUACUACUACUACUACUACUACUACUACUACUACUACUACUACUACUACUACUACUACUACUACUACUACUACUACUACUACUACUACUACUACUACUACUACUACUACUACUACUACUACUACUACUACUACUACUACUACUACUACUACUACUACUACUACUACUACUACUACUACUACUACUACUACUACUACUACUACUACUACUACUACUACUACUACUACUACUACUACUACUACUACUACUACUACUACUACUACUACUACUACUACUACUACUACUACUACUACUACUACUACUACUACUACUACUACUACUACUACUACUACUACUACUACUACUACUACUACUACUACUACUACUACUACUACUACUACUACUACUACUACUACUACUACUACUACUACUACUACUACUACUACUACUACUACUACUACUACUACUACUACUACUACUACUACUACUACUACUACUACUACUACUACUACUACUACUACUACUACUACUACUACUACUACUACUACUACUACUACUACUACUACUACUACUACUACUACUACUACUACUACUACUACUACUACUACUACUACUACUACUACUACUACUACUACUACUACUACUACUACUACUACUACUACUACUACUACUACUACUACUACUACUACUACUACUACUACUACUACUACUACUACUACUACUACUACUACUACUACUACUACUACUACUACUACUACUACUACUACUACUACUACUACUACUACUACUACUACUACUACUACUACUACUACUACUACUACUACUACUACUACUACUACUACUACUACUACUACUACUACUACUACUACUACUACUACUACUACUACUACUACUACUACUACUACUACUACUACUACUACUACUACUACUACUACUACUACUACUACUACUACUACUACUACUACUACUACUACUACUACUACUACUACUACUACUACUACUACUACUACUACUACUACUACUACUACUACUACUACUACUACUACUACUACUACUACUACUACUACUACUACUACUACUACUACUACUACUACUACUACUACUACUACUACUACUACUACUACUACUACUACUACUACUACUACUACUACUACUACUACUACUACUACUACUACUACUACUACUACUACUACUACUACUACUACUACUACUACUACUACUACUACUACUACUACUACUACUACUACUACUACUACUACUACUACUACUACUACUACUACUACUACUACUACUACUACUACUACUACUACUACUACUACUACUACUACUACUACUACUACUACUACUACUACUACUACUACUACUACUACUACUACUACUACUACUACUACUACUACUACUACUACUACUACUACUACUACUACUACUACUACUACUACUACUACUACUACUACUACUACUACUACUACUACUACUACUACUACUACUACUACUACUACUACUACUACUACUACUACUACUACUACUACUACUACUACUACUACUACUACUACUACUACUACUACUACUACUACUACUACUACUACUACUACUACUACUACUACUACUACUACUACUACUACUACUACUACUACUACUACUACUACUACUACUACUACUACUACUACUACUACUACUACUACUACUACUACUACUACUACUACUACUACUACUACUACUACUACUACUACUACUACUACUACUACUACUACUACUACUACUACUACUACUACUACUACUACUACUACUACUACUACUACUACUACUACUACUACUACUACUACUACUACUACUACUACUACUACUACUACUACUACUACUACUACUACUACUACUACUACUACUACUACUACUACUACUACUACUACUACUACUACUACUACUACUACUACUACUACUACUACUACUACUACUACUACUACUACUACUACUACUACUACUACUACUACUACUACUACUAUUACUGCUUUUAAUCUGUUAGUGCUUGAAAUAGGUAGUGUUUUUUCUUUCUAUUGA